AAGGUCAUUGAACCCAGUGUCUCAAACACGCUAGGCUAGUGCUCUACCACUGAGCCACAACCCAGUCCCCUCCAUGUUGAAAUCUUGAAUUUUAGCUUCCUCCGGAAGGAGGGAAGACGUGGAAACACGCAGUCCCAUUCCCAUACUGCAAAAGCCACCUGGAGCGGAGUCUCAGCUGCGUACUUUAGAAAGGCUUGAGUGUCACUCUUUCAUUAGGUGUCGUGAACUAACUCUCCGUCCCUUUAUGGACACUUGAGUUUGCGACCUCUAUAUUACUGGGUAUAUAUGUUAGAAAGACAGGGACGUCUCUGCUGGGAUCUCACAGUCAGAUGGGGUGGACAGGUUCGCAGACCAGCCAGGGAGGAACGUGGCGCGCGGGAAGAUGGGGCUUUAGGUAGGUGGGCGAUGCGGGUACGGCAACCAAAGCGCAGUCUUGGGAGACGGUGCGGCUGUGGCAUAAAUAGACGAGAGGCGCCUGAGAGCCCGGGGAUUGGCGCCAAGCUGGAGACGUGUCCCAGGGCGGAGCGGCGGGAGUGGGCUCCCUCACCAGCGUGGUCUCUGCAAAGAGAUGGGCGCUCCGGAGACGGAACCCGCGGUUUCAGAACUAAAGGCAGCAUCGCCUCGCUUCCCACCCGGACAGCCUCCCCGCGCACCGCUCCAGGCCGGAAGUGGUCCGGAAGCCACCGUGCUGCUGCUUCCUUGCGAAGUCGGGGUGUGGAGCUGGCGGUCCCGUCCGAUGGGCGGUUGAGUUCUUCUAGCUCCUCUUCUUCCUCCUCGUCCUCCUCCUCUUCCUCCAGUGACGGUCGGAAGAAGCGGGGAAAGCACAAGGACAAGAAGAGGAAGAAGAAGAAGAGGAAAAAGAAGCUGAAGAGGAGGCGCAAAGAGAAGGCCGAGGUGCUCCAGGCCGAAGCUCCGCCUGGCCCCUCGCUGGACCAGUGGCACAGAUCCACGGGGGAGGAAGACGAUGGCCCAGUCCUGACGGACGAGCAGAAGUCUCGUAUUCAGGCCAUGAAGCCUAUGACCAAGGAGGAGUGGGAUGCUCGGCAGAGUGUCAUCCGCAAAGUGGUGGACCCCGAGACGGGACGCACCAGGCUCAUUAAGGGAGAUGGUGAGGUCUUGGAGGAAAUCGUAACCAAAGAGCGACACAGAGAAAUCAAUAAGCAAGCCACCCGAGGGGAUGGCCUGGCUUUCCAGAUGCGAGCUGGGCUGCUUCCCUGAGGGCCCCUGGCCGACUGAGGCCUGUGGACAGUGUCGUGCCAUGGCCUGGAGGUUGGCCACAGGGCAGGCAGCAGCAACACUGACCGGUGCUGGUGGCUUUUCACCUGUGGAGCCAGUCCAGCCUCCUCAGGAGCAAGGUUAGAGGUGAGACUUACGGAUGCCUCAGUAACCUCUCCUGAAAGAGCAAGGGCAGUGUACCUGAUAUUAAAUGUUCUCUGGUCUUAGA
Messenger RNA from Marmota monax (woodchuck), 1444 nucleotides. RefSeq names its product ADP ribosylation factor like GTPase 6 interacting protein 4 (gene Arl6ip4). The transcript is spliced from 5 exons. Bases 286 to 1218 code for a protein of 310 amino acids. The record is from RefSeq and is a predicted model, not a curated record. Lineage: Eukaryota; Metazoa; Chordata; Mammalia; Rodentia; Sciuridae.